GAAACUACAUUUAUUUUGAAAGCGAGAUAUGGAGCUCCUCAACGUGCCUUGUGAGCCGCAAAAAAGUUGUGACGUUUACAGGACAACAAACGGUCACAUUUUAGCUUUUAUAUUUUGAUUACAUCGUUGAUAAAGAUGCCGGGUUGAUACACAUAUUUGAAUCCUUCAAUGCACCUGAAAAUACCGGACAAUUAUAAUAAUGGCAUGAAAGCGCAAUGGCUGCAGUUGUUGCAUAUUCGUAGUUAUGCCUGAUCAAAGAAGAAGAAGAAGAAGAAAGGUCAACCUGUUCCUUAUACCCGUACGUCCCACUCGGGCGGGGUAAAGUCUCGCGCAGACGUUGGCGUCCUUCCGGGCAAUGUGGGAUUUAAAAACAAGCAUCACUCCCAGGAUGAGAAGCUCAACACUUUCCGGCAAUCUGAAGAAUGUGGUUUAGGAGCCGUCCACGCGCGCCAAUGAAGACAAUACGGGUGGCAGGCCUUCAGCACUAGUUUUGGCUCAAUGCAACUCCUCAGCUCACUUCAACAUAGUUCAUUGGCACCACGAUUUGGUACAAAGUCGCAGGAACAGUGUCAGUGAGUAACAGAGGAUUUGGUCCCCUAAAAAAAGCCACAAAAAAAACUUCUGAUUGGCGCAUUUGCGAAUGUGAGCUGAAGUGCCAGAAUGAGGCAGCCAUUUUCCAAUUACACAGGAGCAUACAACAAAAUAAAUAGUGUUAUUUCUGAGAUACGUACAAAUUUGUGAGUGUCAGAACUAUUGCACGUCUUUAUCGUUAUUGUGAUUGUAGAAAGACAAGAGUCAAACAGGUUUAAUGAGUUGUUAUUUAUGCAAUUGUAUCCGUAGAAUUUGCAGGGCAACACGUGUCACUUGUGCGACUCACAGGAUUUUCAUGUCUUUACCGUUACAAAAAGAAGCGUGUUUCAAUGAAUGCAUAUUUACCGGUAGGUUUUAGCUCGGCUCAUGUUUGUGAAUUACGAAAGAGUUGACCUCACAACUUUCAACUACCUAAAUGAUAAAAAAAACAACAACAAAAAAACUGUUGCCGUUGCUGAUCUUGCGCAGUGAUUGGUUGCACCCUUUUUAUGCGCGGAACCGGCUGGGCCGGGCGACGGCAAUCGACAGCGGAGCCGAGCCGGACUGAACUCUCGAGCGUUUGCGAUCUCUGGCAGGAGAUGCAAAUGAAAGUCGUUCGACAGUUUUGUUUUCCAACGAGAUUUAUGCAAAUGAGACGCUGCUUUGAAUCCGCUUUGACUGUCCGGCCGAUUAUUUGUUGCGACUUUUCUAUCGAAAUGUCAGGACAUUUAAAGAACCCGAACCCAACUUUUGCAAAUCGUUGACUCUCAAGUCAAUCUCAUGACAUAACAUGCACUCCCCUCUCUCUCGGUUUCCCUCUGGGCAAGCGACAAAGACAAAAAAGAUUUCAGGAUGCACAUCUCCUGAUCCCACAGGUGGAUCCGGCUCCUUGUUUUUCCAUUACACACAUGCUAACUCCCUUUCUGAGCUGGUGAGAGAGAGGAGAGGAGAGGAGAGGAGAGGAGAGGAGAGGAGGAGGAGGCACCACCAAUGCAUUUCUAUUGAGCUCUGCACUGUGGAGUUGACAGUGUGUGAGUGUGUUGCCAUCGAGAGGGAAACAAAAGUCACCGUUGUGUGUUUUGUCUCCGCAUCAGUCCGUCCCUGCCGCUCACCUUCAAAUGUCAUCUUUCCCUGAGACUUUGCCGGGCAUCUGUCGCAGUGGAACCUGUUGCUGUGGCGGGGGCUAAAACGAGAACGAGUUGCGCAAACGUCACCUGCGAGCACACCGAGCCAAAGUCAGCUGGCUGCGGCUCACCUGCGACACUAAUGACGGUGAUGACCUCACUGCUGUUCCGUGGUGCUGCGAUGAAGGACCUCUCCUCUUCCUCCUCUCCUCUCAACUCCCAGCUCCACUACCCUGCCUCCAAGACCUUGACGGGGCCCUUCUCCCCGUCCCCCGGCGCCGUCCCUUCGGCCCCCAAGCUGCAGCCUUUCUGCCUCCAGACGGGGCCGCACCUCAUCGCCAGCAUGCAGCUGCAGAAGCUCAACUCUCACUACCAGAACCUGGUGGGGUCCUCGGUGGGACACCUGACGCCCGGUGCCGUUCAAAGGGGAUUUAGGGCCGGAAACCAGAUCCCGGGGCCCCCCGGAGGGGGGACGGGUGCGGGUGUCGGGGCAGGGACGCAGAGCGCCGGCCCGAGCGGAGUCUCGGACUUUGACCUCGUAGACGAGGAGGUCCUCACGUCGCUGGUGGUGGAGCUCGGACUGGACCGAGCAAAUGACUUGCCUGAACUUUGGCUGGGCCAAAACGAGUUUGACUUCAUGUCAGAUGUGCCGGCUGGCUGCUAAGCGAGAACCCUACAAGAACAACGGCUGAGAACAUUAGCUUAAUUUUGACACCAUUCAGACCUCGGUGAAAAAGGACUGUGUCUUCUCAAUGUUUGUAAAAAAAAAAGUAGCUAGUGCUAAAGGAACAAACUAGAAUCCAAACCUCUGUCGUCAGUUUAGUGGAUCACGUUCUUACAGUUAUGUAGAAAAUGGUCACUGGGGUUGUUUUUGAGUAAUUUAGCUGUGCAUAAUCGUUAACCUGCUUAAGAGACUACAGCAUGCUAUCCAUUUCCUUCUCAAAAAAAUUUUACAUCUGUGCCAUUAACCCUAGCAACAGAAAAGUCAACUAAUUAGCUUGUCCUAGUCAUGCUAACGUCUCAAUUUCUACCACGUCUUAUCUUUUUUUCUUUUUUUAAAUAAACUUAAACGAUUUCCUUUCCAAACACUUCACGCAACAUCAUCCUCCCGACUGACACUUGGCACAAUCAACUUAGAAGGGCAAAAACCUCAUUCAAGCCAUUUUCUGGUUUCUCAAUGGCCCCGUCUACUUCUCAAAUCACAAGUAAGGUUUUGUUUACGAGUGGUGUCAUGGUGAAAUGUUCUGUACUCAAACUUGUGCCUUUUUCCUGAUCAAAAUCAUCUGUCCCACUGGAUGAGUGUGACUGUAAUAUUCGGAAGGAAAGGAACCAUGAAGGAGAUGAAACAAGGAGCCUUUGCUGUCUCCUGUUUCUUCCACGGUGGAGCCUUGAUGAGAACAAGCUGAUGGACGGAUGCACAAAGACACACCUGUUGCUCCUUUUCGCCGUCCGGGAACAUGAAAGUGGGACGCCGGACUUUAUGAUGAGCAACAGUACGCUUGCUCUUUUCUCAAUGGACAAUAUUCCACUGUGCUCUCACGAGGGGGGAAAAAAGCCUCCUCUUUCUCUCUCUCUCUCUCGCUGGCUCUCUCUGUGGCCUCACAAGGAAGUAAUUGUCUGACAAGUGCUUAUCUCUUGGCACUCCCCUUUCUUUUCAUUUUGGAAUCAAGCUGCAGCAGAACACUAAACAGUGGCUGAUGUCGGUCUGGGCUGGAAGGACAACGAGGGCCUGUGUCGGACCGCGUGAUGCGUCGUUCAUUGUUCUGUUGUCAUUAAGGUGACAAAGAGAUGCUAAUUAUCGUGGUUGCUUCCAUCUGUUUUUUUGUUUCGUUUUGCAUUGCUGCCUUCGUCCCAGCUGAGCCAGUGUUAUUUUUGCUUCACACGCGCCAACUAAAUCUUCAAAUUGUCCCUCUCAGAGGUCUACCUGCUGGAGAUUUUUUGGGGCGAAUUUCUGUCAAGUUUUUAUUUUAUCUCUAUUCCAAUGUGUACUUUUCAUGUCAAGAGGAUUUGGGUUUUGACAUGAAAAGCCAUAAACGAAGCGUGUACACUAUCAAUUAACACAGUAGCACCAUGCCUUUUGUUCUGCCACGUCUGCUAAUCAAUCACUUGUUUAGAUUCUUUGGACGUACAGUAUGUGCAAGCUUACUAGAACAGCUGAACUUUAUUUAGGGUUCAUCAGAGACACUUUAAAUGGUGGCAGGUGUGUACUGACGCCAACUUAGCAUGAGUUUGCAUGUGAUUGAUUUAAUUCUAAACACAGCCACUUCCAUUCUCAAAAAGAUUUAAUUUCUUUUUCAAAUGAGUUCUACAGUUAAACAUUAAUGGGGGGG
Messenger RNA from Phycodurus eques (leafy seadragon), 4024 nucleotides. RefSeq names its product Cbp/p300-interacting transactivator, with Glu/Asp-rich carboxy-terminal domain, 1 (gene cited1). Bases 1837 to 2358 code for a protein of 173 amino acids. Gene Ontology annotation, cellular component: nucleus. The transcript is spliced from 4 exons. Lineage: Eukaryota; Metazoa; Chordata; Actinopteri; Syngnathiformes; Syngnathidae. Gene Ontology annotation, biological process: regulation of DNA-templated transcription. The record is from RefSeq and is a predicted model, not a curated record.